AUCAGACCAGAUCCAUCCUCGCCCAAAAAAUGGCCUUCCUUCUUUAUUCUCUCUAACCCUUUUAUUUUUUGGUUUUUUCCCGCAGGCCGCAACCCAAAAUCCAUUUUUUGCUUUUGUCAAGUUUUCAAGCUUCAGUUGGGAUUUUUGAUUAUUUAAAAAUCUAUAUUUCUAAAUUCUAAUUAACUAGGGUUUUUUUUCCCCCAAUUUUCACUCUAUUAACUACAAAAAUUUUACGUUCCGAUUUUUGUUCUGUUAACAUUAACUCUUCGUGAAGAAGAAGAAGAAGAAGAAGAAGAAGAAGAAGAAGAAGAAGAGGAAGGACUGGAGACAUGGGUGCACAGAAAAAGGGUGCAACCGCUAGGGUUUCAGAAGACCCAGAGGAGCUGGCGCGUAAUCCAUUGCAAGCCAUUCUCUUAGCCGAUAGCUUCGCCACCAAGUUCCGUCCAAUCACCCUUGAACGCCCCAAGGUGCUAUUGCCAUUAGUGAAUAUUCCGAUGAUAGAUUACACACUAGCGUGGCUUGAAUCCGCGGGAGUGGAGGAGGUUUUCGUGUUCUGCUGUGCUCAUUCGAAACAAGUGAUUGAUUAUUUGGAGAGUUCUCAAUGGUCUUCUCAACCUAAUUUUUCGGUUCAAACCAUCGAAUCUCACAAUUCCAUCAGUGCUGGCGAUGCUUUGCGUUUGAUUUAUGAACGCCAUGUGAUACAUGGAGAUUUUGUUCUUAUUAGUGGAGAUACAGUGAGUAACAUGUCACUUACUCAGGCACUUCAAGAACAUAAAGACAGAAGGAAAAAGGAUGCUAAUGCAAUAAUGACCAUGGUUGUUAAACAGUCAAAGCUGUCUCCAUUCACUCAGCAGUCUCGACUUGGAACUGAUGAACUCUUUAUGGCUAUAAAUCGACACAAACAACUCCUAUGUUAUGAGGAGGCAGAAUAUUCAAAAGGGUUUAUAUCUCUUGAUAAAAUGCUGAUAGCUGAUAAUCCUUCUAUCGUUCUGCACAACGAUAAACAGGAUUGUUAUAUUGACAUAUGCUCUCAAGAAGUGCUAAGUCUUUUCACAGACAAUUUUGACUAUCAACAUCUGCGACGUCAUUUUGUAAAGGGAUUGCUGGUUGAUGAUAUUAUGGGUUACAAGAUUUUUACUCAUGAAAUUCGCUCAAGUUAUGCGGCUAGGAUAGACAAUUUUCGAAGCUAUGAUGCCAUUAGCAAGGACAUAAUUCAGAGGUGGACUUAUCCAUUUGUGCCAGAUAUACUCUGUGGAAGUUCUGCAAUAAAAGUUGAGAGGCAGGGAGCUUACCGAGCAUCAGAUGUCACACUGUCAUGUUCUGCACAAAUAGGUUCAUUCACUGUCAUUGGACAAGGCACCAAAAUAGGGAACAACACAAAAGUAUCUCAUUCUGUUAUUGGAGAAGGGUGUACUAUUGGAUCAAAUGUUACUAUAGAAGGCUCCUAUGUAUGGAAUAAUGUUACCAUUGAAGAUGGCUGUCGCUUAAGGCAUGCGAUAGUAUGUGAUGGCGUGAUAAUGAAGUCAGGAGCAGUUUUAGAACCUGGUGUUGUUCUAUCUUUCAAGGUUGUAGUUGGACAACAGUUUGUUGUUCCUUCGUACUCAAAGGUUUCUUUACUUCAACAGCCAACCCAGCAAGAUAGUGAUGAGGAAUUGGAAUAUGCUGACAGUAGUAGUGGCACUGUAGAGCUUCCAUUUAACAAAGCGAUUACUGGUGCAGCGGAUAAAUUGAAUGGGGACAUUGGAUCUGAUUUAUCCAAGACACGAUAUGGGCCUGUUUCUGAGCUUGGUACCGGUGGAGUUGGUUAUAUUUGGUCAAUCAUCGAAGGAGCACAUGAUGAGGAAUGGAGGCAUUCAGUUGCACCUAUUCCCACAGAUAAACUGGCUAAGAUAAUGCUAGAUAAAGAUGAGGAUGAGGAACUGUUAACUCAAGAUGGGAAUGUUCUCUCACCUUCAGGAGAGCUGAAAUCUGAUUCUGAUGGUAAUGGUUCUCAAGAUGAUGAUAAUGAAGGCUCUAGAGAUGACCAUGUCUCCUUUGAGAAAGAGGUGGAAGCUACCUUUCUAAGGGCUGUUCAUGAAAAUGUUAAAGUAGAUCAUGCAGUCUUAGAGGUUAAUGCACUUCGAUUGUCUUACAACAUGGCAUCUGUGGACUGUGCUGGAGCAAUAUUUUACUCAAUGAUGAAAUUGGCAGUAGAAUCUCCACAUAGCUCAGCUAGUGAAUUGCAUAGAAGUGCUGUGGAUGUAAUCACAACAUGGCAAAAACUUUUGAAGUCUUUCCUGCAUGAUAUAGAUGAGGAGAUUGAGGUUAUCUUGAAAUUUGAAGAAAUAUGCCUGGAAUCUGCCAAGGAGUUCUCCCAAUUGUUUCCACAGAUUUUGCAUCUUCUAUAUGAUAAAGAAAUUCUACAAGAAGAUGCUAUUUUGAGGUGGGCGGAAGAGAAGGAAGGGGCAGAUGAGUCAGAUAAAGUGUUUCUUAAGCGUUCAGAAAAAUUUAUACAGUGGUUGAAAGAGGCAGAAGAAGAGGAAGAAGACAACGAAGAGUGAGACGAGAGCAUAUGAUUCAGGACUGGGUGCUUUUGUCAUGGAAUUCUUGCCAUGGUGCCUUUUUUUUUUUUUUUUUGCAAUUUUGUUUCGUGUUGCUAAUAAAAUCUCCCAAUUAGCUAUCGCAAAUGUUGUAAUGAAAAAUGCAAUAACAGUCCGACUUUAUAAUCGCCCAUCCUGGUGGCGGCAUUUCUCUCUCUGUCUAGAAAUGAAAUGAAGAUGAAGAAAUUGAACAAUGCAUAAAAGUUGUGUAUUUAUAAACUUAACUUGAGUAGAAGCUGAGGAGCUUAAUGGCUUAAGUUUUCCUGAAAUUGCCUACAUGGUUAAUGGUGUUGGAGCAGUAAGUAUAAUGAACCAUCUGCUAUUCUUUCAAGUUUCAACCCAACGCUUCAAAACUUGAAGUAGUUGUGUGUAAACCGUGCAUUGUUUUUAACCUGCCUUGUUUCUUUAAACGGGAAUUGGCAAAAAGU
This is a messenger RNA of Durio zibethinus, 3007 nucleotides long. RefSeq names its product Trimeric LpxA-like enzyme. Gene Ontology annotation, biological process: biosynthetic process. The record is from RefSeq and is a predicted model, not a curated record. Gene Ontology annotation, molecular function: guanyl-nucleotide exchange factor activity; translation initiation factor activity; translation initiation factor binding. NCBI's taxonomy places the organism in Eukaryota, Viridiplantae, Streptophyta, Magnoliopsida, Malvales, Malvaceae. Gene Ontology annotation, cellular component: eukaryotic translation initiation factor 2B complex.